UCAGAUCUGAGCAAAAGACUUAAAAAAAAAAAAAAAAUCCAUCCUAUACUAAUUUGUGUCCGCCUCCUGUCCCAAAUAGGAUGAGGCCGUAGGCAAGAGCUGGAGUGAUGAUGAGUCGUAUAUCGAAGGAAUCGCUUCCCGGCGGGAGGAAUGCGGCCGGCGGACAGCAGGAUCGCCGGCGGGGGAGGGGACUCGCCGCCGGAGGAGGGUCUAGGGACGGAGACGAGAGCUUGGAUCUCUUCGCCACGAUCCGUCGGUACCCGUUCAUCAGCUCGACCAUCGAAUCCGGCAGCCAGAAUGGACUGGUCAAGACAUCGAUCGGAUCGGCAAAGUUGGUGAGGAGUGGAGCAGAUGAUCUCUUAUCAGCUGACAUUGGCAAAAGCGAUUAUGAUUGGCUUCUGACUCCCCCUGGCACUCCUCUCUUCCCUUCUUCAGAUGCCAGCGAACACCAGCUGUCCUCGACAGCUCCAAGGAGCAGUUCCAAUGUCAGAUCAGUCUCAGCCACAAAAGCUUCAAGGUUUUCUGUGUCUCAGUCAGAGAAUGGGCAAUCUACUAGACCAGCCAGAAGUACUUCAGUCACUCGUCCUUCUCUCACCAGUACAAACUCCUCCAGUUAUUUCUCUAACAACAAUAGAACAUCACUCAACACUAGCUCAGCCUCUUUUACUUCUAGACCCACAACCCCUGGCAAACGCCCAACCACCGCAUCUACCACAAGGACAAACACGGCCCCAGCUUCCCGUCCAGUGCCGUCACGUCCAUCCACACCUUCCAAAUCUCGAACAUCUUCCAGUUCUUCGGGAGAUAAUAAAUCCAAACAAAUACAAAACUAUAGACCUUCCACUCCAACCGCCCGACCUUCUACUAAUUCAAAUUCUAGUUCAAGCACUUCAGCAUCUCGUUCAAAUUCCAGACCAUCAACCCCAACACGUCGCAGCAUUACACCAACCCCAGCUCCAGCUCCAACAACCUCGAUCUCCAGACCAUCAACUCCUAAUCGUCGCAACCCAAUAGCACCAGCUCCAGCUUCGGCACGCUCCUCCUCCGUUGGUCGGAUUCCGACAACAAAUGGCAGAAACCCUGCCCCUGGAUUACGUCCUAGUUCACCAGGCCCACGAACCCGAGUUCCUCCAGAUUCCCCACACAAUGUUCCACCAAAUCUCAGGACGAAUCUGCCAGAAAGACCCAUUUCUGCCAGCAAGCAACGCCCAGGAGUGCCAUCAACAAUCCAGGCAAAACCGAAUUCUGUGGCAGCAGCUUCAAUGAGCUCGAAUCGAGGCAAGCUCUCAAACAAUUCACCGAAGGAAAUCCAGAAGUCGACUGCGGUCGGGAGACCCACCAAGCCAGCUUCAUCCACAGAAAGCACUGGAUUCGGGAGGACAAUCUCCAAGAAGUCGCUUGACAUGGCUCUCAGGCAUAUGGACAUCCGGCAAGGCAUGGGGGGCAUUCGUGGGGCCUCUCUCUUUCCCCAGAGCAUCCGCCCAACCACUUCAAAAAGCCUGCCUGUUCGCACUGUCGACAAAGCAGCAACUCAUGAUGAUGAUGAAAGAAUGUCGGAUUUGACCGGUAGAGAGGAUGGAAAUCAUAAUGGAAUGGUCUCCAGUGACAGCAAUUUGGCCAUCUCGGAAGAUGGGGAGGGGGUGGUCGGUUCUGCAGAGAGGGAGUCUGAUGUUGCGAGAGUGAAUGAGCUGGAUAUCUAUGAGAGCUCCCGAUAUGAUGCGAUUCUGCUCAAAGAGGAUUCAAAGAACUUGAAUUGGCUGCACAGUAUCGAAGAUACUUCCAACCAGAGCCCUCUGUUCGAUCAUCGAUUCGAGCCACUGCCAGAACCUUUCAGCCUUAUCUGAGACAUUCGGUUUUUGCAAUGGCUGAUCUUCUCUUUUUACGUUAUUUAUGUUUUAAGAUUUUCUUCUGCAGAUUCAAUACUAGGUGUAUUCUUAUAAUUCUAUAAAUUAUUAUAGAAGUUCUUUAAUGCAUUGUGCUCAUGCUUGAUAGAUGUUUAA
This is a messenger RNA of Elaeis guineensis (African oil palm), 2000 nucleotides long. RefSeq lists its product as uncharacterized. Gene Ontology annotation, biological process: cortical microtubule organization. The record is from RefSeq and is a predicted model, not a curated record. NCBI's taxonomy places the organism in Eukaryota, Viridiplantae, Streptophyta, Magnoliopsida, Arecales, Arecaceae. Gene Ontology annotation, cellular component: cortical microtubule.